CCGCAGACCGAACUUGGCAGCGGAAUUGAGUUUUUCGCAUUUUUCACAAACCAAUAGUCCGAUUGUGUGUUUCUCGUGUUAUUAAUUUCAAUUUUUUUCUUGAGGAAUUUAUUUGAUAUUUCAAGUUGAGGUAUACAGAAACAACGGCAAUUAAUCUCCAUUAAGCAAUAACGAAGGAAGCAUUUCACAAAUGGCUCAAGAAGGUGAUAUUCCCACAUUCAAAUGCGUUUUGGUCGGAGAUGGUGGUACUGGCAAGACCACUUUUGUUAAGCGUCAUAUGACAGGCGAAUUUGAAAAGAAAUAUGUUGCCACACUUGGUGUUGAGGUACAUCCCCUUAUUUUCCAUACAAAUCGUGGCGCUAUCCGUUUUAAUGUCUGGGACACUGCUGGUCAAGAGAAAUUUGGUGGCUUACGUGACGGCUAUUACAUCCAGGGACAAUGUGCUAUUAUUAUGUUUGAUGUAACUUCACGUGUCACAUACAAAAACGUACCCAAUUGGCAUAGGGAUUUAGUACGCGUUUGCGAAAAUAUACCUAUUGUCUUAUGCGGUAAUAAGGCUGAUAUCAAGGAUCGCAAAGUAAAGGCCAAAAGCAUAAUUUUUCAUAGAAAGAAAAACUUGCAGUAUUACGACAUAUCUGCAAAAUCAAAUUACAACUUUGAAAAACCUUUCUUAUGGUUGGCACGGAAAUUAGUAGGAGAUCCAAAUUUGGAAUUUGUGGCUAUGCCUGCGUUACUUCCGCCAGAAGUCAAAAUGGACAAGGAUUGGCAGCUACAAAUCGAGAGAGAUUUACAAGAAGCUCAAGAAACCGCAUUACCAGAAGAGGAUGAGGAUUUGUAAUUUUUUCCUUAAUGCCGAUUUCACAAGUUAUCCAGAACACACAAUUCUAAAGUUACUGCAAAAACGAAAACGGCGAGAAAAAUAGAAGUACUAAGAUU
Messenger RNA from Bactrocera tryoni, 936 nucleotides. RefSeq names its product GTP-binding nuclear protein Ran (gene Ran). NCBI's taxonomy places the organism in Eukaryota, Metazoa, Arthropoda, Insecta, Diptera, Tephritidae. The record is from RefSeq and is a predicted model, not a curated record. The coding region runs from base 191 to 838 and encodes 215 amino acids. Gene Ontology annotation, cellular component: nucleus; cytoplasm. Gene Ontology annotation, biological process: ribosomal subunit export from nucleus; protein import into nucleus. Gene Ontology annotation, molecular function: GTPase activity; GTP binding. The transcript has 3 exons.